AUGAGCCUUCGAAUGAAAUCGAGACUGUUGGCGUGUUUUAUCAGCAACAGCAAAAAGCACUUGUCCGACGACGAUGACGAGGGUGAUCAUGACACGAGCAAUCUACUGGAAGAAGAAAGCGACACCACCAAGUCCUACAAUCUCACCAAUCAUCAUCAUCAUCAUCAUCACCACGAAGAAUCCACAGACAAACCAAUGGAGCCAUCUCUGCCGACGCUCGAAGAACAAGUUGUGACGACACCGACGGAAAAAGACUCGAGUAGUGGGCUUUCACUGUCACCUCCUCCAGCGACCAUGGCUAUAUCGGAUAGUUCCUGCUCGGCAGCGACUACCUGGGCGGAACUGACCCAUUCCUUUGGAGAUUUGGAGUUGGACCGCGAUCAGGAUGGCAGUGCGGCCAGCGCCAGCAGCAUUACGGGUUGCUCCUUUCGUAGUACACCCACUCCACUCAGUGCUCCCGGCAGUCCUUUUCCGUCGGCGUAUUCGAAUUCUACCAACUACAGCAUCACCAACAGUCCCAGCCAAAGCAGCAGUGCCUCAUUCUCACACUCGCAACCCGGGACACCCACGAGAAGACGCCCUUUGACGACUCCUCUGGUCCGAUCGAGGAGUCCUGCUCGCUCUUACACCAGGAGACAUCCUCAACGAUCCCUCUCCCAGUCAUCCACGGGAACCAGCUCGUCGACAUCUUCCAUGAUGAUGUCAUUGACACUACCUCCACCGCCAGAACCAUGUCCUCAAGUACAAAAGACUUUGACUCUGCUCAAAUCGAUCAAACAACAGAUCAAAGGCAUGAAACGGCGCGAGUCGAGACUCUCCUCCAAGCUUUACGUCCAACGACGAGAACGGCAGCAAAUGCAGGAACAGAUUGUUCAACUAGAAGCCAGACGAUUUCGAGUCGAAGCCAUGUUUCUGCGACCCCUUCCGCUGAUACUCUUAUUGCCGGUCAUGGGGAACGAGGACGAAGAGUACGAUCUGUGUCUCAUCUCGGAAGGAAGUGAUUCCUGGAAUGCCUUGCCACCGCUGAUUCGCAUCCAAUUGAUUCAGACGUCCAAUGGAGGCAGGACGAUCUCCUCCCGUAGUAGAGGAUCGGCUUUGUUGGUGCACUUUGGGCCCACAUUGACGCAACCCAUGGCCGCGGCAUUGUCCUUUAUUCGCAACAAUCCAAACAGCAAUGAUCCAAUGACGUCGUUGGGAGGCAAUGUGUCGGAUCUAGCUCAUUUUGAUUUGCAACCACUGGCGCAACAGCGAGAUGUCAACUUUUGGGAACGAGUGACUUCUGGAAGAGUCAUGGAGGCCGAUCGGUCCAAUCAAUUGGAAGAAUCUUCCUGUCAGUUCUUGUUUGAUGCUCUGCACCGUGAUCUACAACACUUGUGGCGUCACCAACUUACCCAGGUUGUGGACAAGAAUACCAGACGGAUUCAAUGGAUCUUACCCCAGGAGGCGGAGGAUUUGUACUAUGAGGUCAUUCCUGCAGCGGGAUCCUCGUCACAUUUGGCUCUGCCACCGUCGACGCCGCACACAGUUCCAGCCUUGCCACCCUCGACGGCAACACUUCCGGCACUUCCACCUGCAUCGGCGCCAUUGGCUCUUCCGCCCAUACCUCCAUCCUUGCCACUAGCGCUUCCACCCAUUCCGCAGCCUCAGUCGCCGAUCAUGUCCCUGCCAAAAUCACUUUCCCCAAUUCCGCUACCUCCGCCGUCGCCCACAUCCUCUCGAAAAUCAUCAUCACCCUCCCGUCCUCCGCUGUCGCCUCCGUCAUUCCCAUUGGCAUCGUCGUUGCGGUAG
Messenger RNA from Seminavis robusta, 1788 nucleotides. The record is from the annotation of a GenBank genome assembly. NCBI's taxonomy places the organism in Eukaryota, Bacillariophyta, Bacillariophyceae, Naviculales, Naviculaceae.